Messenger RNA from Lutra lutra (Eurasian river otter), 2357 nucleotides. RefSeq names its product thyroid receptor-interacting protein 11-like. Gene Ontology annotation, cellular component: Golgi apparatus. Gene Ontology annotation, biological process: endoplasmic reticulum to Golgi vesicle-mediated transport; Golgi organization. Lineage: Eukaryota; Metazoa; Chordata; Mammalia; Carnivora; Mustelidae. The coding region runs from base 1 to 1677 and encodes 558 amino acids. The record is from RefSeq and is a predicted model, not a curated record. The transcript is spliced from 2 exons. Gene Ontology annotation, molecular function: small GTPase binding.
AUGCGUCUCCCAUCCAUGACAGACCAACAUCCUCAUGUGGACGAAGACCUGGAGCGCCUAGCACAACAGAGUCGCGCUGUCCCUCUGGGUGACCCUAAAAUCCUAGAGGAGAUUGAAGAUCUAGAGUGUGAAGUCUUUCAGCUCAACAGGGUAAAAGAUGAUCUCGAGGAGGAAAUAAAGGAACAACAGAAGAUCAUUCACAACCAGCAGCAGGGGAAGAGAGCACUGCUGCAGUCUUUACGGGAGCAGAAGGAGAAAGUGGACCGUCUUCAACUCCGGCAGGAGGAGAUGAACGCUGAACACGCUCAGCUCCUUGCAGCGAAAGACGAGAUGAUUCGGAAUCUGCACGUCACGCUGGAAGAGCUGAGAGCCCAGUGGCCCCACAAAAGCCCACAAAUCCCGAGAGAACCCUGUGAGGAAGAGGAAGUGGGAGCAAGCCAGCCUCUCCCCAGAGAGAACGGAAGUGAAGAGCGUGAUCCACCUAAAGCCGAAAUUCAAAGAUUAGUCCAAGGAAUCAAAGAACAGGAACUGGAGAUGAAGCUUCUCGCUGAACAGAACAUCCGACUGACCGAGCAGGUGGAUCGGCUGUCCAAAGAGGAGAUCGGGAAGCUCACUCGGAUUAUCCAGCAAAAGGAUAUGGAGAUUCAGCAUCUUUCCAGCAGAAUCUCCGAGGCUUCUGACAGCCAGAACAGGCACGUGGAACACCUUCAACGGCAAUUGCAAGAGUGUGCUUUGAAAAGCGAACAGAUCUUGGCCGUCCUAAAUGAGAAGACGAGGGAGAAUAGCAAUCUGAGAAGGGACUAUCACGAAAUGACCCAUCGACUUGCUGCCAAGGAUGCAGACCUCCAGAGGAUGCAAGAGGAAAAUCAAAAACUGUCCACGAGAGUGGAAAGCAGCGGCCAGGAGGUGGCAAGAGCCCUAGAAGGGAAACUGAAGUCAUUACAGGGAUUAUUGCAUCAAACAAAUGCUGACUUGGAGGUGAAGGAGGACCAACUCCAAGAGUUCAAGAAACAGAAUGAGGUGCAGCGGGAAAUCCUGGAGGACACACAGAAGAAACUCUUGACCUUAGUAAGUCAGGCCGAAGGAAUGGUGGACAAAACCCUCCUAAGGGGACUCUUCGUGGGAUCUUUGCAGGCAGCUGAUGCGGAACGGCGGGAAGCGUUGAGGCUGAUGGCAAGCGCGCUGGGGAUCCGAGAGGACCAGCUGCGGCAGCUGCGCGGUCAAGAGCCCGCGGGUGUGCCCAGCGGGGCGACUGGGGGGCCCGAGUCCAGAAGCGCCCCCAACUCACCUGCGAAACCAAAUCACCAAGCUGUGGCCAAUCAUUCCUUUUCAGAACUUUUUGUCCAGUUUCUAAAAGCGGAAUCUCAUUCAACUUUUCCACCGCCCAAACCCUCUGCUCAUGACGUGAUGCCCCCAGAUUCAGGAGGAAGGGGAAAGCUGCCUAAGAAACAAGGCCCACCACGACUGAACGCUACCCUGGGAUCCACACCCCGAAAAAACGAUGUCAAGCCCCGCACCACAGCUGUGUCUCUUAUUAACCCACCUGGACCGGAAAUGGAUGGAUCGCAGCACCUUCUUCUAAAUGCUGUCACUGAUGCUUUACCCACGUACACGCCGCAAAUACUGUCACCUGCCAAGAAGGGUGGAAAGGCGGCCAAACACCUCUCAGAGAAAUAGAUGAUUGUGAGCCAGAGUGACACCAGGCUUUGAAGAUCCCAAGUCACUCUGUGUGUCUACCUUAUCUCCUAACGUGCUUUUUCAAAAUGUCAAAUGUUCGCGGUUUUGCUUUCAGCUUAAGAAACAUAUUCUUUUAUGACUUAACAAAAAGGGGGAUCCUGACCUGUGACCUGAUCCUAGGAUCCCGGGAUCACGACAGGAGCCAAAGACAGACAGUUAACAGACUGAGCCACCCAGAUGCCACAGCAGUGGUGACUUUUGUAGGAGCGUUGACACUGCUGGGCUUUGGAGGCUGUGGUCAAAGGAUUCUUCCAACAAUGUUUGUAAUGCUUUAAGGUUUUCACAAGGGCCAGGUGUCUAUGUAUAACUUAUGUAGAGAACACAUCCACUUGUUUCAGUGUUCCAGAUGUAUCAGAUAUACGAGCACGCAAUCCUUGUAUGGGAAACGAGGUGAAUAGCAGGAAAGUACAAGAUGAAUAUAAGGUAAAAAAAAAAAAAAUGUCAAUUCACUUUUCCAGUUAAGUCUCAUUUCUCUUCGUUUAUUUUUUAUUUUCUAGUUUUUAGAAAUCAUUUCCUUUUCUGUUGUCUGCCAAAGCACGCUAUGGGUAACCUGAUUUCUCUCGGGCCUUAUGUAUGUUGGCCUGUUUAGGAGUAUACUAUUCUCUGACUUGCUGUCCACC